AUGACAAUAACUGUCGAGCUCUUGCCGACUGAAAGUCUUGUUCUCAUAUUUAAUCAUCUGAAUAGUCGUGACCUUUUAAGCGCCGCAAAAUCAUGUAAAAAGUUCAACCAAGUGAUCAUUGAUUUUUUGCCAAUAAAAUAUCCUAGUAUUCGCAUCGAUUUUCAAUAUCUAAACUACAAUAAGGUGCAAAGAUUCACUUAUAAGGAUGAUCGAGAUUUUAACAUACUGUUAGAAACGAAUCGUCUUUAUCAUAACUACAUCUUGAUAAACUUCAAUAAAGAGCAUACUGAUCGAUUGGGAAAUAAAUGGCUUCAAUUGUUUAAGAAACAAAUCAAUGCACGAUGUAUUCGAAUUAAAUCUGAUUGUAUGGAUUUGAAGCAGUUGAGUAAUUUAAUUAAAUUAACUCAUCGUUUAGUAUUUGUGGAGAUUGAUGGAUAUCGAACUGCAAAAAUGGAUGAACCAUUAGAUGACAGUGAUGUUGCAUCUCUUCCUAGUCUCAAACAUCUCAAAAUUCAUUCAUUUCUCGAUACCAGCCCACAAAUUUUUAAGAUUUUUCAAGAUUGCAAAACACUUAAGUCAAUCUCUCUCAGUUCGCUGUUCUUCAUCAAUAAGAAAAUAAAAUCAAUCAACGACUUCAUUCUCAACCAAAGAGCAUUAGAGCAACUGGAAUUAAUUGGCUUAGACUCGCACAGUGCACUCUUCUCUUACGAAUCUCUAAACGAUGUGAAAUUCAAAUUAGAGAAAAUUAAUAUCGAGUACAAUGGAUACUCGUUGAAUCUCGAAAAAUUCUCGACAUUUUUCUGUCAUCAAAAGCUUUUUAAAGAAGUAAAAUUAGCUCUCGAUCUUCGUAACAGUCUUCAUCAUGCGCAUGAUGAGAAACUUUGUGAUGAAAUGAUACGUCACAUUAUGACAAUGGAUCAUUUGUUAUCAGUCAAUCUUCUCGUAAACAAAUGUUCAUUAAAAGAUUCUGAAAAAUUUCAAUUUAAUAAUAGAAGCAUCACAAAGUUGGUGUUUGAAAAUGAAUCACGUGGUAAUAAUAAUUUACUUGUUAGUUUACUUCAUUGCCUCCCUAAUUUGACACAUCUUGAAUUAGCUUGUGAUUAUUCUGAUGAUGUUUUAAAUCAACUUCCACAACUUAUCAAAUUGAAAAAUUUGAAAAUCACUGACUACUUUCAAGGAUUGCUUAAGAGUAUAAAAUGUUCUGAAUAUUUUGAAUCGAUAAGCCUUCAAUAUUGUUACACGAAAAAUUCCGGUAGUGACUGGUUGGAAUUUUUACGAAACAAUACAAAUAUUAAGAGAAUUCAUAUUCAUCACUCAAUUGAUUUCAUUGAUGAUACAAUCGUGGAUAUUAUAACUAGUGCAUGUCCAAAUUUAGAAGAUUUUCAAAUGACUGACAGCACAGCUAAAAAUAUUACAGAAAACGCUUAUCGUUGCUUUCAAAAGAAUUGCAAAAACUUAAAGUUCCUAAAGUUGACAAAUAAACCAAGUCAAAUGACACUCAACAAACAUCAGUCGUUUCAUGAUCUUCUUGCGAAUGUUAAAUGUAUCAUUUCCUUUUAUAUUAUCUGCAUCAUAGGAUUUGUAGUUUUGGUGGUAUUAAUGUGGCAGGGGAAAAUCUAA
Molecule: messenger RNA, 1620 nt
Organism: Clunio marinus
Lineage: Eukaryota; Metazoa; Arthropoda; Insecta; Diptera; Chironomidae
Source: the annotation of a GenBank genome assembly